AUGGCGAGCACCACCAACGCCGCGGUGAUUUUCUGCGUUGUUCUAGUUUUCCUGCAGGUGUCGUGCGUCUUUUCCAGGCACCCCACGGAAGGUAAGUUCGAGCUUCGACAGAACGUCCCGGCGGUGAUGACAGUGAACGGCUUCCAGGAAGGAGAGGGGGGCGGCGGGCCGGCGUCUUGCGACGGCCAGUACCACAGCGACGAUGAGUUUGUGGUGUCGCUGUCCUCGGAGUGGUACGCAGGCGGGGCACGGUGCGGCAGGUCGAUCCGCAUCGUCGACUUCACCAAUCUUGGCAUGAACGCCAAGGUCGUCGACGAGUGCGCCGGCUGCGACAACGAGGUGGGCGCCUCGUCCCAUAUCUGGAAGAACUUCAAUCUUGACACCAGCCAAGGUGAGGUCAACAUCAGAUGGUCCGACCUGGACUUUUAA
This is a messenger RNA of Triticum urartu, 429 nucleotides long. NCBI's taxonomy places the organism in Eukaryota, Viridiplantae, Streptophyta, Magnoliopsida, Poales, Poaceae. The record is from RefSeq and is a predicted model, not a curated record.